Rhodofomes roseus is the source of this 285-nucleotide messenger RNA. RefSeq lists its product as uncharacterized. The record is from RefSeq and is a predicted model, not a curated record. Lineage: Eukaryota; Fungi; Basidiomycota; Agaricomycetes; Polyporales; Fomitopsidaceae. The transcript has 3 exons. Bases 1 to 285 code for a protein of 94 amino acids.
AUGUCAGGAAUUGUGAGGAGUAAUGGACGUCCCGAACCGGAGGUCAUCGUAAACUUCGCCGAUGGACACGCGUACUCGAAGGGAAAGAUGGAAGACGCAUUCCGCAAUGGUUUCCUAGACAAGCCCGCAGCGAAGCCCAAAGAAAGCACUACGCUCAAGCGGGAAGACGUCGAUCUGCUGGUGCACGAGCUGGAGAUUACUCGGAGUCAGGCUGAGAAGCUGUUGGUCGAGAAGAAUGGCGAUGUAAAGCUUGUUCUACAGGCCUGGAUCGAACCCAGUGUAUAA